CCACUCUCUUGACCUCAAUAACUAAGACAUCUUCCAAUUUUCUUGCGACACACGAGCAUUUUGACCCACGAACGAAAACCAUCAACGGUAUAGCCAAGAUGGCUCAGACUCUGACACAAGUCCGUGAGUGGAAUGCGGCUUUGAAGUCCGCACGGCCGGAAACAGUGGCCCUCUUCGUCGGAGGUACUAGUGGCAUCGGAAAACAUACUGCCAUCAAACUGGCCGGCGCGGUUAAGACACCCACUAUUUACAUUGUCGGUCGCAAUGAAGCCGCUGGUGCUCAAGUCCUCGAAGCGAUGAGAAAGGCUAAUCCAAACGGUUCUUACGGAUUCAAGGCUGUCGACGUCUCCGACCUUUGCAGCGUGGACGAAGCCUGCAAAGAACUCAAAACUCAUUUUGAAGCUCUCGACCUCUUGUUUCUCUCUCCCGGAGCUCUUGCAUUCAGCAAAAAUGAAACAGCUGCUGGGAUCGAUGUCAACCACAUGCUACGAUACUACUCUCGCAUGAGAUUCAUCGAGAACCUACUGCCUGCUCUUGAAGCCGCAAAAUACCCCCGGGUGAUCAGCAUUCUGGCUGGUGGUAAAGAAGUCAUGAUUGAGGAAGACAACUUGGACCUAAGGAAGCAGUUUUCCCUUUCUGCCAGUAACGGCUACCCAGCCUCCAUGACCUCGCUAGCAUUUGAGGUUCUUGCAUCGCAACACCCUUCCGUCAGCUUCCUUCAUGUAUUCCCGGGUAUUGUGGCCACACCACUCAUGAAAAGGAGUAUGGGAUCUGUAGCGGGUACAAUCCUGGGGUUCUUGACGAAGCCCAUCUCGAUUUCGGCGGAGGAGAGUGGAGAGUGGCAGACAUGGCUAUCAACUUCACCUAACUUCGCCCCCAAGAACUCUGGUCAGGGUGCCUAUAUCCUCAACUACAACGGCAAGGAUGCGACCAAUCAAUCUCUGAUGGUUCAACUCCGAGAGAAGGGGUUACCUGAAAUUGUUUGGAAGCAUACGCAGGAUACCUUCAGUCGGAUUCUUACGUAGGGAUCAUAUUCCAAGAUUGGCGACAAUAUAUCCACUAGCAUAAAGGGGAUUGCAAGAGUCAUAUGUCAAGGAGUUUAUGUAUGAAGACUAGGACGUUCUAUGAUAGCUAAUCGUUCAGUGUUUCUUUA
Messenger RNA from Aspergillus eucalypticola CBS 122712, 1153 nucleotides. RefSeq names its product short-chain dehydrogenases/reductase. The coding region runs from base 99 to 1025 and encodes 308 amino acids. Gene Ontology annotation, biological process: secondary metabolic process. The transcript has 2 exons. Lineage: Eukaryota; Fungi; Ascomycota; Eurotiomycetes; Eurotiales; Aspergillaceae. The record is from RefSeq and is a predicted model, not a curated record.